This is a messenger RNA of Astyanax mexicanus (Mexican tetra), 1534 nucleotides long. RefSeq names its product argininosuccinate synthase 1 (gene ass1). The record is from RefSeq and is a predicted model, not a curated record. Lineage: Eukaryota; Metazoa; Chordata; Actinopteri; Characiformes; Acestrorhamphidae. The coding region runs from base 148 to 1389 and encodes 413 amino acids. The transcript is spliced from 15 exons. Gene Ontology annotation, cellular component: cytoplasm. Gene Ontology annotation, biological process: urea cycle; L-arginine biosynthetic process. Gene Ontology annotation, molecular function: ATP binding; argininosuccinate synthase activity.
UGUCGGUGUGUGUGUAUGAGUAUAUUUAUAUAGGAGCACGCGGUGCGCAGUUCGAGUAGAAAAGACUGAAUUCAGCGCUGAUUUCUCUUCAGAAAACACGUUUACAGUGAACCGGUUUGUUUUUAUAAGCCCACAAGUUUGGAGAAGAUGUCGUCGAAGGGCACUGUGGUUCUGGCCUACAGCGGAGGACUGGACACCUCCUGCAUUUUGGUGUGGCUGAAGGAGCAGGGCUAUGAUGUCAUCACAUACCUGGCCAACAUCGGUCAGGAUGAAGACUUUGAAGCAGCCAGGAAGAAAGCUGAGAGUCUCGGAGCCAAGAAGGUGUUUAUUGAGGACCUGCGCUCCGAGUUUGUGGAGGAGUUUAUCUGGCCGUCAGUUCAGGCCAACGCUAUGUAUGAGGACCGCUACCUGCUGGGCACCUCCAUCGCCAGGCCGUGCAUCGCCCGGCGGCAGGUUCAGAUCGCCCGCCAGGAGGGGGCGCAAUUUGUCUCUCAUGGGGCCACAGGGAAGGGUAAUGACCAAAUUCGGUUUGAGCUGACCUGCUACGCUCUCUACCCUGAAGUGAAGAUCAUUGCUCCAUGGAGGAUCCCAGAGUUUUACAACCGUUUCCGGGGAAGGAAGGACCUCAUGGAGUAUGCAGAGAAACAUGGCAUUCCUGUACCCGUCACCCCCAAAGCCCCCUGGAGUAUGGACGCCAACCUCAUGCACAUCAGCUACGAGUCUGGAAUACUGGAGAACCCUAAGAGUCACGCUCCCUCUGACCUCUAUCUGAUGACCAAGAACCCAGAAGACGCACCAAACACACCAGACGAGCUGGAGAUAGAGUUUAAAAAAGGUGUGCCGGUUAAAGUGACUCACCUGAAGGAAGGAAAGACCAAGGACACGCCGCUGGACAUCUUCUGCUACCUCAAUGAAGUGGGUGGAAAGCAUGGAAUUGGCCGAAUUGACAUUGUAGAAAACCGCUUCAUCGGAAUGAAGUCCAGAGGUAUCUACGAAACCCCUGGAGGCACAAUCCUCUACCACGCCCACCUGGACAUAGAGACGUUCACCAUGGACCGGGAGGUCAGACGCAUCAAGCAAGGCCUGGGCAUCAAGUUCUCUGAGCUUCUAUACAACGGGUUCUGGUACAGUCCGGAGUGUGAGUUUGUUCGACACUGCAUCGAUAAAUCUCAGGAGAACGUGGAGGGGAAAGUGCAGCUCUCCGUGUUUAAAGGUCACGUCUACAUCCUGGGCCGAGAGUCGCCCAGCUCCCUCUACAACGAGGAGCUCGUCAGCAUGGACGUUCAGGGAGAUUAUGAUCCAUGUGAUGCUUCUGGCUUCAUCAGGAUCAAUGCUGUCAGGCUCAGAGAGCAUCACCGAUUGCAGGGAGAAGCUCAGCUGAAGCAGUGAUACUCCACAUUCACAGUGAUGGCCUUUACCAGUAUUGUGCAUUUUACCCUCAACUGUGCUGUUUUUUUAUGUCCUGCUGUACUAAACCUUCCCACUGGAGUAGACUGUUACUGUGCCUCUGAUUAAAGAUGUCUUAAGCUCUUAA